AAUCAUUUUGCAACGAUAUCGUUUAGAGAGCAUUUGAGAAAUAGCAAUUUGCCUAUUUCAGAGACAGUAUUAUCAAAGUCACUGGUUUUGGAAAAAAAAACGCACACCAUGUCUUCUAUCAGUUUUGUGUUCUUUGGCUUCGCACUGUUUCUUACGAGUCAUUUGGGUGACUGUGGCGUUCUUCGCGAAACCUCGUCAGAUGAAGUCGAAAAACGAUCUCUGAGCCGUCCAAGUAGUGACAUAACGCUGAAUUUCCAACAUGGUAUGCGAGAUUUUGUUGUCAAUGGUAAAGGUGUUGGCAUUCAGGGAAAGACGUUGGUCGCUUUCCAAGCUACGCUGACGUCGGGUAAUAUUGGACCCAACUAUUCCCUUGGUGCUAUUCGAUUCAACACCGUUGAUCUGAAUACUGGAAACGGUUACAGUGCGAGCACCGGAAAAUUCACUGCCCCCAUUGCAGGUCUAUACCAGUUUUCUGCAUCAUAUCUUCAACGACAUGGCUACAGCUCUCAUGUAAAACUGAUGAAAGGCAACACUGUUUUUAGUGAGUUACAUGCAAACCACAAAAACUACGAUCAACUAUCAAAGACCAUUCUUGUGGCUUUGGCAAAGGGCGAAACCUUUUGGGUUCAAUUGCACAGAAGCAGUACUUACGCUGUACACGGUGCAGGACGAUAUACUCAAUUUGGUGGUUUCUUACUUUCUCCCACUAAGUAGACUGAACAUGAUGUCUGAUGUGAA
Messenger RNA from Dendronephthya gigantea, 738 nucleotides. Its product is annotated as complement C1q tumor necrosis factor-related protein 3-like. Lineage: Eukaryota; Metazoa; Cnidaria; Anthozoa; Malacalcyonacea; Nephtheidae. Gene Ontology annotation, molecular function: protein binding. The record is from RefSeq and is a predicted model, not a curated record. Bases 109 to 714 code for a protein of 201 amino acids. The transcript is spliced from 4 exons.